AUGACAGAAAGACCUGCCCACAAGCGCUCCAAGAGUGCUCGAGUUCUCAACCUCCUCCGCAGCGACAACCUUCCUCGAGAAAACGGCUCAGAUACCGAGUCGCCCGUGACCACAACCACCUCCACUACUGGCCCUUUCUCCUCAACAUCUCCUGUGGAUGGCCCGAGAUUGAGUCCAUUGUCACCGACUACCACCAGAAACUCUCAGCUGGCCAUGGACUCUGGCGAAUAUUCGAAGGAGGCAGACUCGUCGCAUCACCUGCACCCUGUCCCCUCAGGCAUUUCGUCCGGCCAGAGUGGCUCGAUUGAGGACUCUGUUCGCACGUUUCGAGUCUUUGAAAUCCUCCGAGGCAAAGACAGUGCUGCCAUCUCGAGAGCAAUCAACGAAUCCAUACCGUCAUCUUCCAAUCCCCAACCCAUUCCCGGCACCACUAUACUCCAUCUAGCUAUCCAAUGCGCAGAACCUCAGGUGGUUGAACAUGUUAUAAGAGAAGGGAAAGGCCUUGAUGUCAAUGCACAGGACAAGGAGGGAAAUACUGCUUUACAUUUGGCUGCUCAGCUCGGCCGCGCACCUAUUGUCCGAGACCUCCUUGAGAUACCUGACAUCAACGAUGCCAUCGCGAACAGGCAAGGAAAGCUCCCCAUUGAUCUCGCGCGAACUCCAGAGAUCUUCCAACAGCUCCAGUUAGCUCGUUCAAUCUUCCUGGAUGACAAGAUCAAGGAAAUACACGCUGCGUUGAUCCAAGGUGAUUACAAGAAGUUCGAGGCCAUCUUGAUGGAGCCUCGAGUCGAGGGCACUCUUGAUGUGAACGCGUUGGAGUUACCGACUGAGCCUGCAACAGUUCAGAGCGGUGGCACACUGCUGCACGAAGCUGCACGCAAGAAGGAUAUCCAGUUGGCGCAAAUCUUACUGCUGCAUGGGGCAGAUCCCUUUCGCAGGGACCGUAAAGGGAGACUCCCGCAGCACGUAACACAAGACGAUCGCACAAAGGCCAUCUUAAAGAAGUCACCCGCGGCCGCCGCUGCCCAGCGAGGAAUACAGGAAAAGGCAAUUCUCGGGAAUCAUCCGUUGCAAGCUAGGUCCGGAACUGGCCACAGCGACACGAGUAGAGACGCACGAGAAAUGAAAGGAUAUCUCAAGAAAUGGACCAAUUAUACGAGUGGAUAUAAACUACGCUGGUUUGUUCUGGAAGAAGGAGUUCUCAGCUAUUACAAGCAUCAAGAUGACGCUGGCUCAGCCUGUCGAGGAGCUAUCAACAUGCGCAUCGCAAAACUUCACAUGGAUCCGCAGGACAAGACCAGAUUCGAGAUUCACGGCAAGUCGUCAGUCAAGUACCAUCUAAAGGCCAAUCAUGUCGUCGAGGCAAAAAGAUGGUUCUGGGCUCUCAAUAAUGCCAUCCAGUUCACAAAGGAUGAAGCAAAAGAAGAGGAGAAAAGGCGUACUUUAGACACCGAAAGCCUUCGGCAUGCCCGAACCGAUACAUCUGACACCCUCAGCGCGACAGUCAGCAGACCGAAAAACGCUGCACAGUCGCUGGGAGUGGCAGCAAGCUCCUCCAAGGUAAGCUUUCGUUCCGAUGCGGAAGGCGGAUCGGCAUACGACUCCUACGAUGCGAGCGUUCAAGGCGAGGAUCUUCAGAGAGUGCCUACCAACGCUGUGAAUAUUGAUGCAGAAGAGGAUGCCGAUGGAGAUGAUGCUAGCAGUCGUGAAGUCCAACAACCGGGAAGUAAAGACGCAUUCAAUAUCACUGCACAAUCUGCCAAGUUGCAACUCGAUCUUCUAGCACGAGUCUCUGAUGCCUUGGUCGCUCGGCAGUCGUCUCAAGCGGAAACAACCCUAUCCGAUCCAGAUGUCUCGCAGGCUCUUCUUACUUAUCAAACGGCGGUGAACAGCCUCAAUGGCUUGGUUGCGGACUUGCUGAAGAUUGCUCGAGAUCGUGAUGCUUACUGGCAAUAUCGCCUAGACCGAGACGCUGAUGCUCGCAGAAUGUGGGAAGAAAGCAUGGCGAAGAUUGCUUAUGAGCACGAAGAUCUUAAAAGGUCGAUCGCCGAGUCAGAGGACAAGCGCAAGCGAACAAAGCGGGCCUUGAAGGAGGCUCUCGAAGGGCAAUCGGUGCCUGCAAGCCGCCCGGGUUCAAUGGUUCAACAAGAAUCUCCGGACCAUGUCCAAUUCACGGAAGCGAUUGACAAUCAACUGGACCUUCGGGCAGAAGCUCAAAUCUCAACAAGAGUACGCCGAAAAUCUGUCACAAGAGAUGGCAACAGACGGAAAUCCAUCAUUGCGCAGCUUACAAAUCUCUCCGAUUCUGAGUCUGGGGAUGAUGAGGAAUUCUUCGACGCUAUUGACGAAGGCAAGGUAGAAGUGGUCGAGCCACCUCUUCUCAGUCCUCUCCCGGUGCACGUCCCAUCAAUGUUGGAAGAAGAAAAAGAGCCCUUCGCAGACGAAAGAGCCAGAAAACAAAUGGAAAUUGAGCCCUCUUACGUCGGAUAUGAAGACGGGGUUCGCGAGAGACUGAAAUUAGAUGCCGACAAUCGUCCGAAGAUUUCUCUCUGGGGCAUUCUCAAGUCCAUGAUAGGCAAGGAUAUGACCAAGAUGACUCUGCCUGUCUCCUUCAAUGAGCCAACCUCUCUUCUCCAGCGUGUUGCCGAAGACAUGGAAUAUGCGGAUCUCCUCGACAUUGCAGCAGAUCGCCCGGACGCUACUGAGCGGCUUGUGUAUGUUGCCGCAUUCGCAGCCUCGGAAUACGCCAGCACAAUCGGUCGUGUUGCAAAGCCCUUCAACCCUCUGUUAGGCGAGACGUAUGAGUAUGUUCGUCCCGACAAAGGAUAUCGAUUCUUCAUAGAGCAAGUCAGCCACCAUCCUCCCGUUGGUGCUGCGUAUGCGGAAUCUGCUCGCUGGGACUACUGGGGCGAAUCCGCUGUCAGGUCGAAGUUCUACGGCAAAUCAUUCGACAUCAACCCAUUGGGCACCUGGUUCUUGCACCUUCGCCCUUCAGAUGGUGGUCCUACGGAGCUAUACACUUGGAAGAAGGUUACAAGUUCUGUCGUGGGCAUCAUUACUGGAAACCCUACAGUGGAUAAUUAUGGUACCAUGGAGAUCAAGAACUGGACAACGGGCGAAGUCUGCGUCCUUGACUUCAAACAACGCGGAUGGAAGGCCAGUUCCGCGUACCAAGUCUUUGGCAAAGUCAUGGACGUCGAUGGCGUCACGAAAUGGAGUAUUGGCGGGAGAUGGAACGAGAAAAUAUACGCCCGGGUCACGGAAGGAUUUGAGGACGAAGCAGUAGGAGAAGGUCGCUUCCACCCCGGCAUAGGAAGGGCAACUCAAUCCGACAGACAACAGGCCUUCCUUGUCUGGGAAGCACAUCAUCGUCCGCAGGGAAUACCUUUCAACCUUACCCCGUUUGUAGUAACGUUGAAUGCCGUCAGCGACUCAUUGCGUCCACACCUCCCUCCUACCGACACGCGUCUGCGGCCCGACCAACGCGCCAUGGAGGACGGUGAGUACGAUUUCGCGGCGACAGAGAAGAAUCGUGUCGAAGAGAAACAACGUGCAGCGCGUCGUCAACGUGAAGCCGCAGGUGAAGAAUGGAGACCCAAGUGGUUCGAGAAAAGGGUCCAUCCAAUCACUGGGGAAGCUUAUUGGGACCAUAACGGAUUAUACUGGAGAAAGAGGGCGGAGAGAGAUUGGGCAAUGUGUGAUGACAUAUUUUAG
Cladophialophora psammophila CBS 110553 is the source of this 3714-nucleotide messenger RNA. RefSeq lists its product as uncharacterized. The transcript has a single exon. Gene Ontology annotation, cellular component: nuclear envelope; cytosol; membrane. The record is from RefSeq and is a predicted model, not a curated record. Gene Ontology annotation, molecular function: sterol binding; protein binding. Gene Ontology annotation, biological process: piecemeal microautophagy of the nucleus; maintenance of cell polarity; endocytosis. Lineage: Eukaryota; Fungi; Ascomycota; Eurotiomycetes; Chaetothyriales; Herpotrichiellaceae. The coding region runs from base 1 to 3714 and encodes 1237 amino acids.